Phycodurus eques (leafy seadragon) is the source of this 1340-nucleotide messenger RNA. RefSeq names its product carbohydrate (chondroitin 6) sulfotransferase 3a (gene chst3a). Gene Ontology annotation, cellular component: Golgi membrane. The record is from RefSeq and is a predicted model, not a curated record. The transcript has 3 exons. Gene Ontology annotation, molecular function: chondroitin 6-sulfotransferase activity; N-acetylglucosamine 6-O-sulfotransferase activity. Gene Ontology annotation, biological process: carbohydrate metabolic process; N-acetylglucosamine metabolic process. Lineage: Eukaryota; Metazoa; Chordata; Actinopteri; Syngnathiformes; Syngnathidae. Bases 36 to 1340 code for a protein of 434 amino acids.
GGAGUUGCCACAACACGACUGAAAAAAAAAAAAAAAUGAAGAUUAAAUAUGCCAUUGUCUUCAUCUUUAUCGUGGCCCUGGUCAUCAUUGAAAAGGAAAGUAAUAUCAUAUCAAGGGUGUCUGAUAAAAUGUUGCAGAGGCAAACUCCACAGCAGACCACACAACCUUCACUGGAUUACAGCAACACGACACAAAGUAGCCUGACCGUGUUCAACAUGCUGCUCUCCAAAGCCAACGCGACAAAAGAGAGUCGCUCCAAUCAAACUGAGGAGCGGCCCGGAGAAGAACUUCAAAACGGGGGCCGUAAGCACAUAUUACUCAUGGCCACCACGAGAUCAGGUUCUUCAUUUGUGGGAGAAUUCUUCAACCAGCACGGAGAGAACAUGUUCUACCUGUAUGAGCCGCUGUGGCACGUAGAACGCAUGCUGACCAAGCCUGCGGAGACGUACAACGGCAGUCUGUUGCCGGGAAUUUAUCGGGAUGUACUCCGGGGUCUCUUCCUGUGUGACUUCUCCCCUCUGGAGAAGUUCAUCUCUCCACCACCCCAGAACCAUGUGACGCCGGGCCUGUUCCGCAGACAGUCCAGUUUGUCGCUGUGUGAAGAGAAUGUCUGCAACCCCGUCAUCAAGGAGGUUUUUGAGAGGUUCCACUGCAAAAAUCGGCAGUGCGGUCCGCUCAACCUGACCCUCGCUUCGCAGUCGUGCCUUUCCAAACAAUACCAAGCCAUUAAGACUGUCCGCGUACACCAGUGGGACACGCUGCGGCCUCUGGUGGAGGACCCUCGCCUGAACAUCAAAAUAAUCCAGCUAGUCCGAGAUCCACGUGCCAUAUUAGCGUCACGCAUGGUGGCAUUCUCCUCAAAGUACCAGACGUGGAAGGCCUUGGUGCAGGACGGUCAGGUGCCGGAGAAUGACGAGGAGGUGAAGGGGCUCCAGGGCAACUGCGACAACAUCAGGUGGUCCGCCGAGGUGGGGCUGAGCCAGCCUCGCUGGCUGAGGAGACACUACAUGUUGGUGCGCUACGAGGACAUCGCUCGCUACCCCAUGCAGAAGGCCGAGGAGAUGUACAGGUUCACGGGGAUCCCGUUUAGCCCCCGAGCCCGCGAGUGGAUCCUGAGGAACACCCGCACCACGCAGGGUGCUAACGACAUUUACUCCACCCAGAAGAACUCGUCGGAGCAGGCGGAGAAAUGGAGAUACAGCAUUCCUUUCACACUGGCUCAGGCGGUGCAGCGACUCUGCGGGCCCACCAUGAAGCUGUUUGGCUACAAGUUUGUGGACGAUGCAGACACGCUCGUUAAUAAGUCCAUCAGCUUGUGUGAGGACAGGACAUUUCACUAA